AUGAUGAAGAAAUUGAUGGCUGACCAACAGGUCCAAGCCGUAGCAAUGAGAAAUUGGAGCGCCAAAUGGGACAACUUGCCAGUGCCCAAAAUACUUGACAAGUUGGAGCUCUUCCAAGUGACACUGAAGCUAAUCCUAAGAAUCAAAUCAGAAAAAUCAAAGGAGCCAGAGAAGCCAGCUGAAGAGGCGGUGGCUGAGCAACCCCCACCAUUAGGUGCGAGGCCACUACCUCUGUUCCCUCAAAGAUUGCAGAAAGUGAAGGAUAAUGCCGCAUAUAAAAAGUUUCUUGAUAUUUUGAAACGGGUGCAAAUCAAUAUUCCACUGGUAGACAUCUUGCAAGAAGUGCCCAAAUACUCAAAAUACAUCAAGGACAUAGUUGUAAAUAAAAGGAGGCUGACUGAAUUCGAGACUGUGGCACUCACUGAGGAAUGUAGCUCUAGAAUCCAAAGCAAGCUACCUCAGAAAUUGAAAGAUCCAGGUAGUUUCACCAUCCAAAUCUCAAUCGGUAAACAUGUAUUCGGGAGAGCUUUGUGUGAUCUUGGAGCAAGCAUCAAUCUGAUGCCGCUAUCUAUGUUCAGACAGUUGGGUUUGGGUGAGCCGCGCCAAACAACAAUAAUCUUACAGUUGGCUGAUCCCUCCCUUGCUCAUCCGGAAGGAGUGACUGAAUAUGUGUUAGUUCAAGUGGGUUCUUUCAUAUUCCCUACUGAUUUCAUUAUCUUGGACUACGAGCUUGAUCAGGAAGUCCCAUUUAUUUAG
Messenger RNA from Nicotiana attenuata, 756 nucleotides. RefSeq lists its product as uncharacterized. The record is from RefSeq and is a predicted model, not a curated record. The coding region runs from base 1 to 756 and encodes 251 amino acids. NCBI's taxonomy places the organism in Eukaryota, Viridiplantae, Streptophyta, Magnoliopsida, Solanales, Solanaceae. The transcript is spliced from 2 exons.